This is a messenger RNA of Naumovozyma castellii, 225 nucleotides long. RefSeq names its product cytochrome c oxidase subunit VIII (gene COX8). The record is from RefSeq and is a predicted model, not a curated record. Lineage: Eukaryota; Fungi; Ascomycota; Saccharomycetes; Saccharomycetales; Saccharomycetaceae. Bases 1 to 225 code for a protein of 74 amino acids. The transcript has a single exon.
AUGUUUAGACAACAAGCCAUUAAACUUUCCACAAGGAGAGCCCUAUUCUCCACAUCUUCCAAGAAUAUGGUUCAUUUCAAGGAUGGUGUUUACAAUAAUCUUCCAUUCAAGGUGGUAAAUAGAAAGAUACCUUAUGGUGUGGUUCAUUUUGGAUUCUUUGGUGUUGGUUUAUUGGUUCCAUUUAUUAUUACCUGGGCUCAAUUAAAGAAAUCCGGGUCAUUAUGA